UUGCCGGUGUCAUUUUAAUAGCAAAAUAUGAGUCAAUAUACAGUUAAAAAUCUUGAAGACAAGCUCAAAGAGCAAUUGCAGGCCCAAUACGUGCGCGCAGUAGACGAAUCUGACGGCUGUGGAGGAAAAUUCAGCGUCAUUGUUGUCUCAGAGCUAUUUCGCGGUAAGCCGCUACUACAAAAGCAUAGAUUGGUCAACAAAGCUCUCGCUGAGGAGCUUCAGCAAAUUCACGCGUUCUCCCAAAAGACAUAUACUCCUGAAGAGUGGGAGAAAGUGCAGCAAGAGCAAUAACAACAUUAUAAUACCUGUUGCG
Messenger RNA from Scaptodrosophila lebanonensis, 313 nucleotides. RefSeq names its product bolA-like protein 2. NCBI's taxonomy places the organism in Eukaryota, Metazoa, Arthropoda, Insecta, Diptera, Drosophilidae. Gene Ontology annotation, cellular component: cytosol; nucleus. Gene Ontology annotation, molecular function: 2 iron, 2 sulfur cluster binding. The transcript has a single exon. The record is from RefSeq and is a predicted model, not a curated record. Gene Ontology annotation, biological process: intracellular iron ion homeostasis. Bases 28 to 291 code for a protein of 87 amino acids.